Molecule: messenger RNA, 450 nt
Organism: Oldenlandia corymbosa var. corymbosa
Lineage: Eukaryota; Viridiplantae; Streptophyta; Magnoliopsida; Gentianales; Rubiaceae
Source: the annotation of a GenBank genome assembly
AUGGCUUCCUCUAUUACAGCAACAAUGGUAUUCUCCUUAGGCUUAAAAGGACCACCUCAAAACCACUUCUUUAGAGCCGUUCAAUUCCCUCCAUUAGCCCAGAGACUUUCUUCAAAUGUCAGCUUUACUCACAGUGUUUCUGGGUUGAGCCCACUUGUUCUUGGCAAAGUUCCCACCUUUACCUCUCCUUCUCAGAAGGAUCGACAACCCUUUACUGUUUUCUCUGCGAAGAAAGGCUACAAAAUGAAAACCCACAAGGCUUCUGCAAAGCGGUUUAGGGUGUCUGGAAGUGGGAAGAUUAUGAGGAGGAGGGCUGGAAAGCAGCAUUUGCUGAGAAAGAAGAAUACUAAGAGAAGAUUGAGACUGUCUAAAAUGGUGCAAGUUGAUCGCAGUGACUACGACAAUGUAAUUGGUGCCUUGCCGUAUCUAAAAGUAAACCGAGCUAACUAG